Messenger RNA from Aspergillus wentii DTO 134E9, 1322 nucleotides. RefSeq lists its product as uncharacterized. The transcript has 2 exons. NCBI's taxonomy places the organism in Eukaryota, Fungi, Ascomycota, Eurotiomycetes, Eurotiales, Aspergillaceae. Bases 39 to 953 code for a protein of 304 amino acids. The record is from RefSeq and is a predicted model, not a curated record.
CACAGGGCAACUUAAUUCUGUCUCUAACAUCUACUGAAAUGGUGUUCUGGAAGAGUGCAUUGAAUGUGCUGCUCGCAACUGCAAGCCUUUCAGGCACAUUUGCAGCAGCCACUAACGAAUCCGAGUCUUUGUACACCUUUUCUGAAUUAUGGGAGCUUGAGAAAGGCUUCUGGGAUGCAUUUCUCUAUCCUGCCAAUUUGGAUCAGAUAACAGGGGAAGGGGAAGAUUCGGUCUUCACGGAAGAUGUCCAAGGGCGCGUUGACAUCACCCGCACCUUUGACGGCCGCGAGCUCAACAAGGAAUACAUCUUCGGGCUAUUCGGCGAUCCCAACGGCGUCGCUCUCGUCGGCGUGCCCAUCGCAUACAACAUUACUCAAUUCGCAGCCAACGACAACAUCGCUUCCGCAACGACGGUGGUGGCAUUCAACGCGACCACCUGGGGGGUUGUCGUGCCUGUGACAAUCGACACCUGGAUAAAAUUCAAUGCUGAUGGCAAAAUCAGCCAAUACGAUGCUACAUUCCGAUGGUUUGCGUACCUGGUUGAUGCACUCGUGGAGACUGUCAUCGAGAGCACCAACAACAACGCUACAACGGCGACAGAGGCAGUCGGCUUCGUGACUGAUGUCUUGGCUGCGAACAUCUGCGAGCAACACGAGGCACACUGCACGGGCGAUAAUCAGCAAUACGAGAACAAGGAUCAAUGCUACGAGUAUCUGACACAGCAGACACGGUUCGGGAAGAGUUACGAGCUCGGCCGGGAUACGCUUCUCUGUCGGGAAGUCCAUCAGCAUAUGGUGCAGUAUCGGCCCGAAGAGCACUGUCCCCAUAUUGGGCCGUCAGGGGGUGGAUACUGCGUUGACGAUAGAAGCUACGAGAAGACGGUGUUGGAGAAGUAUUUUGCUGAUUCGUGGAUUGCGUAUGGAUAUGGGGCGGAGCAGAAUGCGUGGCUGUGAUAGUAAUUGUGUAUGGGCAUUUAAUUAAUCUAAUACAUCUGUUCUUGAUGAGCAAUCUCAGGUAUUGGUUUGUGUUAUCGGCCAAGAACAGAAUUUUCAUCUGAAGCAAUUGCGCGACCCGCGACCCGAUAUAUUCCCUGUUGAUCGUCACAGCAUGCAGUUAUCCCUGUUCAUUCUGAUCUAGACUCCCACGCCAAGCAUAUAGUGAAGAAAUGGCCAAAAGAGGAAGGUUAUAUUUUAUUGAAUCUUAUAAUCGUCCAUACGGAGUAUUGGCGGAAAUAUGCAAGGUAAUCAGUACUUUUGUUCAUCAGCAGCAGUCUAAGUGGUAUCUUGGCUAAAACAACAGCAAAAACAAAACAACAGAAUAGC